Messenger RNA from Larimichthys crocea (large yellow croaker), 3762 nucleotides. Its product is annotated as CLOCK-interacting pacemaker. Gene Ontology annotation, cellular component: nucleus. Gene Ontology annotation, biological process: negative regulation of circadian rhythm; negative regulation of DNA-templated transcription. Lineage: Eukaryota; Metazoa; Chordata; Actinopteri; Sciaenidae. The transcript has 4 exons. The record is from RefSeq and is a predicted model, not a curated record. Bases 632 to 2350 code for a protein of 572 amino acids.
ACACACACAAACUGAAUUUAAACAGUGAGAAUAAAUAAUUUACCGGUACAGUGAACGCACCAGCUUUAAGAUAGAUAAUUAGCCAUAAUGAGCAUUAUGCAUAUUCAAUAUAUAAUUAUAAUAAAUCAUAAAGUCAUUAAAUAUUUGUGUGUGUGUGUUUGUAAAUCACUGCGUCUCCAGCGGCACUUGAACGCACCAUACGAGCUCCAAACCAACGCACCCUCCUCCUCCUCCUCACGUGGACCCGCGUCACCACCUAAAACACGUGUCUCGGCACGGGAUUGGACCAACCGCUGCUGUUACGUCACCGCCGAGGACUCAUUAAUAUUUCGAUGGUUUGCAUGGAGGGGGGUGGAGGAGGAGGAGGAGGAGGAGGAUGAUGAAGGGGGCGUGGCACCACCCAAAUGAACAUCAUGGAUCCUUUCAGUACGUGGUCAGAGCAGGCAGGACACUCAGCCAGUCAGACAGCAUCACAUGGACACUCUGCAUGUGUGUGUGUGUGCAGGAUGGAGGUGUGAAGCGUGGACCGGAGGAGACUGACUGACUGACUGUGGAGAUGCUCUGUCUUCCUGCUGCCGCCUGUGAGCUGUGUCCUCCUCUCCUGUGGAUCAAACACUGACAGAGGUCUGGGAUGCCAAAGGAACAGGGGCAGGAGCGGGCCGCCCAGUGCACCUCAAAGACUGCCAAGGAUAAGAGUAACAGUGCCACCCUGCGGGCGUCCCAGGGGGGCACCCACAGGGUGCAGUCUGGAAUGGGCGACAUGAGCAACCGCAUGCUGCGCUGUGACUCGGAGAAAGACUCUGAGAAAGACUCAGGGUACUCAGAGGCCGGCUCGGACUUUGUGCACACCGAUUUAGACGACCAGCGCAGCAGUGUGAGCGAACCUCACCGGCAGAGUUCGAACAAGAGCAACAACAACAGUGUGAACAAUGCCGCCGCUGCGGGCCACAACAUGCCUCCUUACGAGGACCUCACCCCCAUUUACGUCAUCAAAAACCUGUCUAGACCGGAGCAGCUUCUCCAUGGCCCCCUGGCGUGGGGCGGAGGUUGGCACAGCCUUACCAAUGCCAAAGCGCCCACCCAGCUCCUCCUGAUCCAACAGCCGGCGAUGCCAGCCCCUUCCUCCUCUACCCCGACUCCUUCGUCCAGUCUGGCUGCACCGCAAGGGCAAGUUAAGAAAGGAGGCAGCCGCAGCAACCAGAACCACAACAGCAAGAACCACAGCAGCAAGAACUCAUACCUGCCCAUCCUGAAUUCGUACCCUCGCAUCGCCCCGCACCCCAGGAAGGAAAGCCUCGAGGGCAAGGGUGCCACCUGGUUGGAGGGUGUUAAAGAGAGUGGCAGUGAAGGCCAGAGCCAGAGCAAGAGAGUGUGCACUGAAGAAGAGAAACGCGAGGCUGUAUCCACCACCAGCCACCUCCUGAAGCCACAGCAGCAGAAAGAGGGCCGAGUCCAUUCCCAGUCCCAGUAUAAAGGCAGAGGAGGACACAGCUCCUUCCCCAGCUCAUCUCACUGCCCGCUGCCCGGCCAUGCCUCCUCCACCACCCAAUACAAGUCCCACCACUGCCGCCAAAGCUUAGGCUCCAACAGCGUGGGUUCACCUUCUGUCUCCAGUUCCCAGACACCCUCACCACCUUCUUCCUCCGUCUCCCCCUCAUCUUCUUCUCCGUCUUCUUCAUCUCCCUCUUCCUCCACGGCUCACAGCCCAUACUGCCUGGCUCCGGACAGCUCAUCCUCACGCCAUCAACGUUUCCUCAACACGGCAGAGAUCCUGAACCAGUCAGGCCUGCUGGCCAUCACACUACGCACCAAGAAGCUCCUGAAGGAGAACGCCGCCACCGAGAGAGAAAUCGCCCAACUCCGCCAGCACACUAAUCUCCUGUGCCAGGCCGCCCAGGCCAGCCAGAACAGGUGCAACGAAGGCUCCGACAGCCUCGACAAACUCCUCCAGACCAUGACCGAGUCGGGCUCCUACCCCAGCUUAGACACAAAACAACUGAAAGUUCUCAGCAGCAGCCACCAACAGCAGAGCAAGACUCAAAGUGAGGAAGACAAAAAGAAGGACAACAACAUAAGAACCACCGAGACGCACAGUAACCCCCCUCAGGUGGUGUCUUUACACAACAUAGAUGAUGGAACCUCGCCACCUUCUCCGCUGUUUGCUCCGUCACCGGACACAGAAGAAAGAGAGCAUGCUGAAGGUCUUCUGGACCCCAUGUCCACCUCCCUCUCUGUUUCUUUUUCCAGGUCUGUCCCUGAACAGGAAUGCAGACAAGCAGUCAUGGACAAGAACUUAAGUGAUCUCACUAUGUGGUCGGAGAGCUUAAUGCACAAUAACUUUUUCCUCUAGCUUCCUGGACACGAGGAGGACACGGACCUCUAAUGACUGGCAGGGUAACAUGUGAACCGAGCAAUACAGGAGAGCAUGUGUUCAGUUUGAAUUGUGCAGAACUGAAUUUGACGGAUUGAAAGGAUCGAAUGAUGAUGUUUGUUUUUCCUUUGAUUGACAUUUAAACAUGAUUGAUAUAUUUUCCUACUUCUCAGUCAGGGAUUCUCUCAUUUCAGGUGACGCUUCAGAAAGUUCCUGAAGUUCUCGUUCAGUUCAGCUCAGACCGAUGAUUCAGCACCAUCAGAGAGAACAAAGUUAAUUUUCUCCUGAUUCGUCUGAAAAACAAUUUUAGUGUCAGGAUGUUCAGAGAAAAUGUAGCUUAUGAAAAACCAGUCCAACAUUUACUCUCAUAAUCUGAGCUCACGUUCUCACCAAUGAGGGAACGUGAGCAUCGAAGGACCUGCUGCUGGUCUCCGAAAGGUGGGCGGCAGUGACUAAACCCUCGUGACACAGACACAGGAAGCGACUCUUCAGUUCGGCGUCUCUUUUCUUUACCGUCUCCGUCCGUUCGCACAGAUGCAAAAGACUUCCAUCAUGUGUUCAGUCCUGAGAAUGCACACACUGCAACAGCACUGUUACAUAACUGCUGAUUACUUCACGACUAUUGUCACAAUUACUGCAGCUCAUUUCAGGUUUACAGGUUUGAUAUAUCGGAUGAAAAACAACUUUGUGACGGCUACACAACAGUAAAUUACAUUGACAACAAUCAUUUUAUGUUGUAUGAUUAUAGGUUUGCAAUAAAAAACAAUCUAUAUUUAGAGUCAUGGAGCAUAUUCAGUAAAUUCAGUCCAUAUUUUCGGCAUCAUUCCACGAAUGUUUCUCAUUGCUGUUUGUGUAACUUUGGUGAAAUGACCACUGCAGACAGAGUUUUGAUGAAUAAUCAUUUUAUUUUCAAAUCAACAACGAUUCAGAUUCAGUGACGAACAUAUCAUUUGAAAGGAUGCUCAGGUAAACUCACUGUGCGAUGUGCGGCUUUGUUUUUAGAGCACGUAGGGAGUGCUGCAAAUAGUUGUGAACCUUCAUCUGAAGCGGCUGUAGUCGAAGCGUUCUGUAGAAGACAACAGCUGAAAAACACUUCAUGGUUGUUUUUCACAGACAGGACUGUAGUUUGACUGAUGAGUGACAUUUCUAUUGAUAAUCAUAAUCAGAUUGUUGCUUGCAUUAUUGAUUCCCUCAGUCAUGUUUGGGUGUUUGGAGUGUGUCUGUGUAUUCUCUGUCUGUGGAUCUGUCGUGCUUCAGCUUGUAAACAUGCGUUCGCUUACAGAGAUUGAAUUAAUUCUGUCUCGAUUGAUUGUAGACGCAGGACGCUCAUAACUCAUAAGCAGGUAUAUGACAAACACAACUUGGUACAAUAAAUCUGCUCUGACUCUGAA